Messenger RNA from Melitaea cinxia (Glanville fritillary), 1756 nucleotides. RefSeq lists its product as uncharacterized. The transcript is spliced from 3 exons. The record is from RefSeq and is a predicted model, not a curated record. Bases 71 to 1756 code for a protein of 561 amino acids. NCBI's taxonomy places the organism in Eukaryota, Metazoa, Arthropoda, Insecta, Lepidoptera, Nymphalidae.
AAAGUUUGUGUCGAUCGGCUCGCAGUCGUCCGCUCACCUAUUGUUCGCAGUUCUCUCAUGUGACAUUGAAAUGUUAUCGGAUAAUUUGGAGAAUGAGUGCCAGGAACGCGAAUACUUUGAAAAUCAGUAUCACGAGCUUAUUGCUAAGGCCCGUGGUUUACUUGGUGAGCAGCCCUCUCAUCGGCGUGAGCUUCAGGAUGGUUCCGUGGCAAGUUUCGAGGAUGUAAAGGCAGGUGGUUCCAAAUUUAACUGUGUUAGAUUGCCAAAAAUUUCAAUACCCACUUUUCAUGGUCACUAUCAACAUUGGCUGGAAUAUAGGGACACAUUUAUAUCUUUAAUCCACUCAAGGUCUGAUAUAGAUGACAUUAAUAAAUUGCAUUAUCUGCGUGCGUCUUUAAAAGAUAGUGCUUUAUUGGUUAUUGAUAGUUUAGAUGUAAAAGGCGAUAAUUAUGCGAACGCUUGGAAAUUAUUAUGCAGUAGGUAUGACAACAAAAGAUUACUUGUAAACAAUCACGUACAGGCUUUAUUCAACGUAGAACAAAUACAAAAAGAAUCUUCUCAGUCUAUUCGUCACCUCAUAGACAUCACAAAUAAAAAUUUACGUGCUCUGUCAACAUUAGACCAGCCCACUCAGUAUUGGGACACCUUAAUCAUUCAUAUGAUGGCUGAUAAGCUCGAUACAACUACUCGUAGGGAAUGGGAAACACAUAGAAAUUCCCUGAAUAAUCCACCGCCACUUGAUAUUUUUAUGACAUUCCUUAGCAAUAGAGCAGAUUUAUUAGAAACAUUACAAGAAAGCAAAAUUAUAAAAUCACAAAAAUACGAUUACAAUAAAUCUAACACAAAUUUCCUUGCAGAUGUAAAACAUAAUCAAAAUUCAAAUUAUAAUAUAAAUAAAGCACAAAACGUUUAUGAAAAAGUAGUAAAUUGUCCUAUGUGUAAUCAAAGUCAUUUCUUAUUUAACUGUGAGACAUUCAAAUCUCUUUCUAUUGAAGAUCGUAUAAAAAAGGCUAAGGAUGUUAAGGUAUGUCUUAAUUGCUUACGGCCAGGGCACAUGGAAAACAGAUGUAAUCUUGUUUCAUGUAAAUAUUGUAAAAAAAGGCAUAAUACGCUUUUGCACUUACACACAACGGAGCCUACUAAGCCUAUUGUUUCAGUAAAUAACUUUGCUAAUUCGACUAAUUUAAAACAGUUAACUACUCCUCCACUCGUCUUGCUUUCCACAGCGCGAGUGAAGGUGGACGACAGCAAGGGCGUCGAGCACUUAGCCAGAGUAUUGCUAGAUAAUGGCAGCACUGCUAACUUCGUUACGACUUCUUUCUGCGGUAAGCUGGGUUUGUCUCGACGUAACGAGAGCGCCACGGUGACAGGUAUUAACAAUAAUAUUUCAAAAAGUACACAGUCUUGUAGUCUUACUAUAAAGUCUCUCUAUAACGACUAUAGUGCUACUAUCGAGUGUCACAUUUUACCUCAGAUUACCGAAGCCUUACCAUCUUCUUUUAUCAAUAUUAAGGAUAUUCCAAUUCCUUCAGAAUUAAAUUUAGCUGACUCAUCUUUUAAUAAGCCUGCAACUAUAGAUAUACUAGUUGGGGCCGACGUUUUCUGGUCAGUCUUAGGAAAAAAUUCUAUUGAUUUAGGUAAACAUUUACCUAAACUUUAUGAAACGAAACUGGGUUGGUUGGUACUUGUCUCGUUUCUGGGAAUUAGAUUCGGUAACAACUGUGCACUCUAUGUCUCCGGAGGAACGUGCCUGUGA